Molecule: messenger RNA, 1279 nt
Organism: Stomoxys calcitrans (stable fly)
Lineage: Eukaryota; Metazoa; Arthropoda; Insecta; Diptera; Muscidae
Exons: 2
Coding region: 100-1137 (345 amino acids)
Source: RefSeq, a predicted model, not a curated record
CAUAUUCAGCAAGAAAUUUUCCAUUCUAGAAAUUUUAUUUGGUCGCUUAAGUUUGUUCUCAAAAUCUAUUUAUAAAGAAAAUAUAUUUUUUUUUUUAAUAUGGACGUGAUUAAUGUACCAAAAAAGAUACACCGUCAUGCCUUGAAGGCAUUGAGUGUCCUAAGUGAUGGCAUUACAGAAAAAAUCAUACCAUUUUACACUAUAAUGGAAAUGGUUGAGUAUCAAAUGCGUAAUUUGAUGCCUGUUCGAGAUUUAGAGGCUGCUCUCAAAACAUCUCUACAUAUGUUAAGCGCAGUGGGUGUAAUCAAGAAUUGUGGUCAAGAUCGCUAUGCCAUUGGUCAUUCUUAUGGAGCUACUUUGCCAAGUCCCAGCAGUAGAGCUGCCAAUUCGGAGAAAUCACGAAAAAGGACUUACAGUACAAAUGCCAAGCCAGGGGAUGAUUUACAUCCAACUCAUAAAAGAAACCGCACAAACAACAAAGCAUCCUUGUCUUCUGAAUCCAAUGAACUAGAGGAAAAUAUUGUCAAAUCUAAAACUACAGUGGCAGGUAAUUUGAACAUGACCACACACUUUACCAAAGAGCCAGUUGAGUCCAAUGUCACGGAUCAAGUUAAUGUUAGUAUCGAUGUGAUUUUGCCUGCUAACAAAGAAGAAACGGACGAUGAGCAGAAAAUUUUAACAUGCUCAAAGUCAAAAGAAAGUUUAAUCGCAGGUUCCCAAGUUCAAAAUACCUCUAGUGGGAAACUUCAUUCAAAUAUCCAAGAGGAACCGCAACGUAAUGUUGAAGCCGAUACUUCUUCCAUACAUAACCAACCAGAUGUUACAAAUAUUGUGACAAAUAACCAAAAGGAGGAUAAUAUUUUUACAUGCUCAAAGUCAACAGAAAGUUCAAACCCGUGUUCCCAGGUUCAAAAUAUCUCAAGUGGCAAACUUCAUUCGAAUAUCCAUGAGGAACCACUACGUAAUGUUGAAGCCGAUACUUCUUCUAUACAUAACCAACCAGAUGCUAGAAAUAUUGACACUAAUAACCAAAAGGUCCCAGCAAAUGAGCCAGCUUCCUCUAAAGUGGAUUCAAAUGAGGAAUCAAAUAAGUCAAAGACUUCGGUGGCCAUCGAAUCCAUGUUCUAUCUUAACUAAAUGAAUGUGUUAGUUCAAAUUUCCUUAAGAUUAACCUUUUGUAGAGUUUUUGUAAAUUCUGAUGUACGCAAGUGGCAUGCCAAUAAAAUUUUUUGUACGAAUUUAAUUAAAACAAGUAAAAGCGUGCAAAGUUCGAAUCUUA